GGCAACCGCAGUUGAGUACACACUAGAUCUGGGGCUAGGUGGACUUGUCUUGGCUGCCCCAGACUCCUCCUCUCUGGAUAAGAUAUAUUAUGACCACUAUUUUUAGAAGAUGUUUGAAAGUGAAAACCUAAACCAAGAAGAAAUAAUUAAAGAACUGUGUUUAUGCAAUGGGUUAUCCUAUGAGAUUGUUGGACAAGAAGGAUCAGCUGCUUCAAAACUGGAGAUGUUUUUUUCAGGCUAUCCUUGUAUAGUUGGAUUAUCAUUAUUUCCUAGUUUAACGAGUCUCACAAUUGUUGCUCAAGAUAUAAAAGAAAUUUCAGGAUUAGAGACUUGUUUGCAGCUUAAAGAACUUUGGAUUGCUGAGUGUUACAUAGAGAAAAUUGAAGGUCUUCAAGAAUGUAGAAAUUUAAAAAAACUAUAUGGCUUGCAGGCUUUGAAGAAUUUAAAUGAUCUCAACCUUGCAGGAAAUCUGAUAAGCAGCAUUGGGCAACGUCUUGAUGCCAAUGAAAAACUGGAAAGAUUAAACCUUUCUGGUAAUCAAAUAUGUUCGUUCAAGGACCUCACGAACUUAACCAGGCUGCCUUCCUUAAAAGAUUUGUGUCUCAACGAUUCUCAGUAUAAAGCCAACCCGGUUUGUCAGCUGUGUAACUAUUCCACGCAUUUAUUAUAUCACCUGCCGUGCCUUCAGAGAUUGGACACGUUUGAUGUGUCAGCAAAGCAAAUCAAGGAGCUGGCAGACACCACAGCAAUGAAAAAAAUAAUGUAUUACAAUAUGCGUAUAAAAACAGUUCAGAGGCAUCUUAAUGAAGACCUUGAAAAAUUAAAUGAUAGAAAAUGCAAAUUACAAAAGCUGCCAGAAGAACAAAUAAAGUUACUCAGCUUUGUGAAAAAAAAUUUGGAACGGGAGCUGGCAGAACUCAAGGGCUCUGGCAAAGGGCGCAGCGACCGAGCUAAUAACAAUAAAACAACUGAGGUUGAAAAAUCAAAGAGUUGUGAGACUGUCACGGAAGAACCAAGUCUUCAGCAGAAGAUAAUGAUCAAACUGAAUGCCUUAAAUGAAAGGGUAACAUUCUGGAACAAGAAGCUAGACGAAAUUGAAGCACUUUAUCGUAUUGAAGUAAAGCGAAAGAAGAAAAGUCAUGGUUUAUUGAUCCCAUUUUUGCUGAUUGAAUUGGAAACUGUGGGGAAUAUCCAUUUUGAACAAGGCACUAGCGCUGAUGACUGGUAUAAUUCCUGUUAUGAAUUAAUUCUGUCACGUUUCUGUACAUGGGACUUCAGAACCUAUGGCAUUACCGGAAUAAAAGUAAAACGUGUCAUUAAAGUUAACAACCGUAUUCUGAGACUAAAAUUUGAAGAAAAAUUUCAGAAGUUUUUAGGUGAUGAAGAUACGCAUGAUCCAGAGAGCUAUCGCAAGAUGCUGGACUGCCUUUUUUAUGUUUUUGACCCUGAAAUUACAGUGAAGAAAAAGCAUCUGCUCCAGAUACUUGAGAAAGGGUUCAAGGAGAGCGAAGCAAGCAAGCUGCCUCUCGGGAGAGAAGCUAUUAUUCUUGUGAACAGCCUAAGUAUGUGUGAGUGUCCACGGAUUGAGUUUCUACAGCAAAAACACGAGAGUGAGAAGAAAAGCUCUCUGGAUCAGGAGCUCUUCAGACAUGGCAUCCUCCUUAUUACCAAGGUUUUUAUUGGCCAAAGUGUUCAAGCUCAUGAACAGGAAUCUAUCAAUCAAGCCAACUAUCCCACAGUUAAUUCAGUGUUCGUGCCUCAGAAAUAUUUACGAAGUUCUGUUGCGGGACAAAGAAGUUGUGAUUGUGGUUUCCGGCAGUGCAAGUGGUUCGUCUUCGAUCAUGACCUUGUUUUGCCAGAAUACGUCGUCGAAUUUGAGUACAUUACAGUGGUCAAGGCCCACUCUUUGUUUUCUACAUUCAACAACAUCAUCGUAGAAGAAAGCAAAAACUAUUCCGAAGGAUCAAUAUUAUCCCAGGAUUUGAAACUUGAUGAUGAAGUCAUGAAAAUGGAGCCAAGGACUAAGCCUCGGCCGAAACUUCUCAGCUUGGAUGAUAAGACAAUACUUGCCCUUGCCAGGACUAAUGUCUACACGCAUAUUGUGAGUCUUAAUCUACAUGGCAACAGCUUGAGUAAACUGCGAGAUCUCUCCAAAUUAACAGGACUUCGGAAACUGAGCAUCAGCUUUAAUGAACUGACUUGCUUAGAUGAUGUAUACUACUUGUACAACCUUGAAUAUUUGGAUGCAAGCCACAAUCACGUGAUCACCCUGGAGGGCUUCAGAGGGCUGAUGAAACUGAAGCACUUAGACUUGAGCUGGAAUCAGCUGAAAAAAUCUGGAGAUGAAAUAAACGUGCUGUGCAAACACACCACAAGCCUUCUCACCCUUAAUAUUCAGCACAAUCCAUGGCAGAAGCCAGCCACAUUGAGACUGAGCGUCAUUGGCAGAUUAAAGACCCUCACACAUUUAGAUGGGCUCUUUAUUUCUGAAGAAGAAACAGCAGCAGCUCUGAAAUUUAUCAGUGGAACAAAGAUCACUCAGUCAUGUAUCUUAAGGCACUGUGGUACUAAAGAGGAGAGACCACGGACACUAAGCAUAUGGCCUUCUGCCAAAAUCCUGACACAGAUUUCAAAGUUAGGACCACGUCUACACCUGUGUGGAAGCUGGUACUUGAAGAUAACUGCCUUAAAUUUAGAUGGACAGCAUCUCUUUGAAAUAAAAAAUCUAGAAAAAUUGGAAAAUUUGAAGUGGGCAUCCUUCAGCAAUAAUAAUCUGACGAAAAUGGAGGGCUUGGAAUGCUGUGUCAACUUGGAAGAGCUCACACUCAAUGGAAACUGCAUCUCAAAGAUCGAAGGCAUUUCCAAGCUGACUAAGUUAACCCGCCUCAGCAUGAAUAACAACCUUCUGACUGGCUUGGAAAAGCAUACCUUUGAUAACAUGCUUCAUCUUCACUUCCUUUCUCUUGAGAACAACAGAAUUACCUCACUGAGUGGUUUACAGAAGACCUCUACCCUAAUCGAACUCUACAUAAGCAAUAACUACAUUUCUGUCAAUCAGGAGAUCUACAAUUUAAAGGGUUUGUGCAACUUGGUCAUUCUAGACCUGCACGGGAACAUUAUUGUAUGGAAUCAAGAAAACUACCGGUUCUUUGUAAUAUAUCAUCUUCCAGAACUAAAAGCUUUGGAUGGAAUCUCGAUUGUAAGUUGAAAGAGUAAAAGCUCCAAAGAUCUGAAAGGUGGGAGUCUCACAUCAGAUAAUGUCAUUGAUCUAUGUUUUUCUAUAUGCUCUGAACCCAUUCAAAUAACUGUACUCACUUUCUCUAAAUGCAGAACUGUGGAUUUGAUUCCAGUUGACCACUUUAGAAACGUGUGUAAUGUGAACCUGCAGAACAACAACCUCACCUCCUUCAGUGGACUGAUCUACUUGCCUAACGUGAAAGUCUUAUGCCUCAACUAUAAUCACAUUGAAUCAAUCAUGCCUAAACCAAAGCUUCAGACUCACUUGACAAACAGACAAAUACUCUACCAGAAAGUGUCUUCCAGUGGCUAUGGACAGCAGGGCAUUUCAAAAACAAGCAGAGAUGCAGCAAACAGUGACAAUUUGCCUCCAAUGAUGCAUAGUUUAGAAGUUCUUCAUUUGGGCUACAAUGGAAUUUGUAAUUUAAUCCAGCUGCAACUUAAUAGACUAAGAAAUUUAAAAUUUCUUUUUCUACAGGGGAAUGAAAUCAGUCAAGUUGAAGGGCUGGACAACUUGGUAGUCCUUCAGGAAUUGGUAGUGGACCAUAACCGCAUCAGAGCGUUUAAUGACAGUGCUUUUUCCAAGCCGAGCUCUCUAUUGGCACUUCACCUGGAGGAAAACAGAGUGCGAGAGCUGAGCAAAUUGCAGCCUUUGACAAAGCUAGAAAAACUCUUCCUAGGAUAUAAUAAAAUCCAGGAUAUAGCAGAACUGGAAAAGCUUGAUGUUAUCUCUUCUCUCAGAGAGCUUACAGUCUAUGGCAAUCCAAUUUGUAGAAAAAUUCUACAUCGUCAUGUGCUCAUAUUUCGACUGCCUAAUUUACAGAUGUUAGAUGGAAUUCCUGUAAAUUCAGAUGACAGGGCAAAAGCUGAAUUUCACUUUUCUGAACUACAAGCAAAGAAAAAUUUGUUGAUCCCUGUUACCAGCUGUCCUGUGGAUGGUGCCUCACUCUGCCAAGUGAAGGCGCCUCCUGUUAAAAUAACAAACCUGAUUCUGCCCGCUGGCCUCAACCAUUACUUGGGACCUGACUUGGCCUUGACUCCUGAAGUGGAAGACAAAAAACCCAGAAGUACAGGGAUUCUGCCAAAUAGUUCUCGGAGCAUUCAUGCAGAAAUUGCUUUCCGGCAUCUCAGAGAAAUAAAUCUUUCUCCACCUCCUUUGUCACAUCAGAAUGUCGCCUCUCCGGCCGCCCAGAUGUACCAGAGCAACCAUGAGGAGGAAAGAAUUCUGGGAAGCAACCUUCCAAGAUCAAAUCAUGUGUAA
Octodon degus (degu) is the source of this 4498-nucleotide messenger RNA. Its product is annotated as leucine-rich repeat-containing protein 9. The record is from RefSeq and is a predicted model, not a curated record. The transcript is spliced from 34 exons. Gene Ontology annotation, molecular function: protein binding. Lineage: Eukaryota; Metazoa; Chordata; Mammalia; Rodentia; Octodontidae.